AUGCCACCACCAGCGGACCUUUUAGGAGUUAUGCGAAUAGUAGCAAUGGACUCAAUGCAAGCGAUGGAUGCCCUGCAGGAUGAACAGGAACUGUACUCGUGCAGUGAAGAAGAAAAUAAUGCAUCAUUGAUCGAAUCUGCCAGCUCGGAUUACCGUUUGAGAUGGGAGGCUGACAUGAAAUUGUCGCCAGGACAGCUACGGAAUAACUUUGACUUAGCAGAGCCUGCGAAUCCUCAGGUCUCUGAGGUUGGCUCUGAAACCUCGUCUUCUUCAUACUAUCCGGUCACAGCUGUGGAAUUGACCGGUCAGGAGUCACCUGCAAUGCCUUCUUACCAGAAUGGUCAAGAAAAUUUGCAGUCAAUUCAACAAGCCAACGUUCAUUACAAACUACCAUCUCAAUAUUCAACUCACCGAGAGGACAGGUCUAUAUCACGCACCGUCCAUGUCCUAGGGACAGGGCCCAUUGGGCAAUUCAUUGCAUAUAACCUUGCUGGAAUGGAUUGUCCGCCGCCUGUUACUUUACUGAUGCAUCGACCACUGUUAAUUCAACAAUGGCAUCAAAGCCAACAAGUUCUGAGGGUGUUCAAGGAUGGAAUCAUAAGGGAACAAUCAGGUUUUAAUGUUGAACUAUCCGCAAAUUUCAAUAUUCCUGGGCCUGAUUCAGAAACCGGUACCAUCAAGCACAGAUUUGGAUACACUGAGGAUGUGAUAGACAACCUGAUCAUCACUACGAACGGGGACAAAACUGUGGCGGCACUCACGUCAAUAAAGCAUCGUCUCCGCCCCAAUUCAACGAUAUGUUUUGUGCAACAUGGAGCAGGUGUUAUCGAGGAUGUUAACAAACAUGUUUUCCCAAAUUUGCCAGAUCGUCCUCAUUACAUGCUUGGUAAUUUAUCUCAUGGAUUGUUUGCAACAGACCAACUAUGGACCGUGGCUCAAACUACGCAGGGACAGCUAAAGCUUACCAUUCCCACAACUAACAACAAUGCCUCCGCUGAUGGACUAUUGUCUGAAAGCACAGAUAGGAAGCUCCUGAACAACUGGGCCCCAUCUUCAAGAUACCUGUUAAUGGUACUAAAUCGAUCUCCUCAACUUGAAGCCAUAGGCUUAAACUAUCCUGAGUUUAUGAAUUUUCAUCUCGAAUACAUAGCCGUCAAUUCCGUCAUUGGGCCGUUGUCUGUCAUCUUCGAUUGCUCAAACGACCACCUUUUAUACAAUUUCCAAGCGAGUCAGACGAUGAAGUUCCUUUUAAAUGAGAUUUCGCAAGUUUUGAAAACCCUUCCAGAGCUCGCGACAGUCGCAAACGUUAACAAACGUUUUGGACACCGCAGGCUAACAAGCAUGGUAUUAUCUGUGCUUGCUCGCAGCGGGGAAAAUGUGACAUCUAUGUUACACAACGUUAGGAAGGGGAUGAGAACGGACAUUGACUUUUACAAUGGCUACCUCGCUCGACGAGCUAAAGAGUUGGAGAUUCCCUUUACCUCAAAUGAGCUAGUUAUAAGUAUGGUGAAAGCAAAACAAGCCAUGAAAUCCAGAGAGAUGAAUUCACACAUACCGGUGGUUGAUCGGAGAUAA
Molecule: messenger RNA, 1575 nt
Organism: Sclerotinia sclerotiorum 1980 UF-70
Lineage: Eukaryota; Fungi; Ascomycota; Leotiomycetes; Helotiales; Sclerotiniaceae
Exons: 2
Coding region: 1-1575 (524 amino acids)
Cellular component (GO): mitochondrion; cytoplasm
Molecular function (GO): NADP binding; 2-dehydropantoate 2-reductase activity
Source: RefSeq, a predicted model, not a curated record